UUUCGUGUGUGACGGAGAAAGAGAGGGAGCUAUACAUCUCUCUCUCUCUCUCUCUCUCUCUCUCUCUCUCAUUCCACCUCUCUCCCGGAGUUUGAAUCAAAUGGCGGACGAACCUGCGUUGACUCGCUGGUCCUUCCCGGAUUUUAAGUUGUUUUAUGAUAUGAAGUUUGGGAGGAAGAAGGCUCCUGCAACUGAGAAUGGUGAUGCCGUACAAAAUGGAAAUUCUUCGACUGUGACUGCAAAUGGAAAUGGACAUGUGCGGAACACUGCAGAAUUGUCCAUUUACGAGCAAUAUAAUCAGGCUAAUGGAGGUGCAGCACACUCUAAUGGAGUUAAUGGAGUUCAGUCUGUCGGAGUAGUUGGAAAACCGCAAAGAUCUCUACUUCCCCCUUUUGAGUCUGCAGAAAUGCGUGCUUUAGGAGAAAGUUUAAGCAGGGAUAUUCUUCGUGGUAAUCCAGAUGUAAAGUGGGAGAGCAUUAAAGGAUUAGAGACUGCCAAGCGUCUACUAAAAGAAGCAGUUGUCAUGCCGAUUAAAUAUCCAAAGUACUUUAAAGGUCUUCUAACUCCAUGGAAAGGUAUCCUCCUUUUUGGCCCUCCAGGAACAGGAAAGACGAUGCUUGCGAAGGCAGUUGCAACCGAAUGCAAUACCACAUUUUUCAAUAUCUCAGCAUCGUCAGUUGUCAGCAAAUGGCGUGGUGAUUCUGAGAAAUUGAUAAAAGUGUUAUUCGAGCUCGCCAGGCAUCAUGCACCUUCAACUAUCUUUCUAGAUGAAAUUGAUGCAAUUAUCAGUCAACGUGGGGAAGCACGUAGUGAACAUGAAUCUAGUAGGCGUUUAAAAACAGAACUGCUCAUACAGAUGGACGGUUUGAAUCGGACAGAUGAACUUGUAUUUGUUCUGGCAGCAACAAAUCUUCCCUGGGAACUGGAUGCAGCAAUGCUUCGUCGUCUUGAGAAGCGGAUCCUCGUGCCCCUUCCGGAGCCAGAAGCAAGGUGCGCCAUGUUUGAGGAAUUACUACCAUCACUGCCUGAAGAGGAGCCACUUCCAUAUGAUUUAUUGGUAGAAAAGACAGAAGGUUUUUCCGGUUCUGAUAUUCGGCUGUUGUGCAAGGAGGCUGCCAUGCAACCAUUAAGACGUUUAAUGGCAAAACUUGAAGAGAAAGAAGAAGUGGUGCCUGAGGAUGAGUUGCCCAACGUUGGACCAAUAACUGUGAGAGAUAUUGAGAUGGCAUUGAAGAACACUAGACCAUCUGCACACCUUCAUGCGCCGAGGUAUGACAAGUUCAACUCAGAUUAUGGCAGCCAAGUGCUCCAGUGAAGGCACCAGCUCUAUCCUCUUCCGUUCUUUAUUAUUCCUUUACUGUUUUCCUGAGCUAGUCAGCAGUACGCCAGCGCAGAUGUUAAUUUGUGAACUUGUCGUUUUUGUGAAAUGUAUGACUAUGUGGUACUUUGUGCAUUUAGCUUCGGUACAUCCCUCUCCAAUAAAAGUAGUCUGCUCAAUUUUCAUUUU
Molecule: messenger RNA, 1507 nt
Organism: Nicotiana tabacum (common tobacco)
Lineage: Eukaryota; Viridiplantae; Streptophyta; Magnoliopsida; Solanales; Solanaceae
Molecular function (GO): ATP binding; ATP hydrolysis activity
Source: RefSeq, a predicted model, not a curated record